Molecule: messenger RNA, 807 nt
Organism: Annulohypoxylon truncatum
Lineage: Eukaryota; Fungi; Ascomycota; Sordariomycetes; Xylariales; Hypoxylaceae
Exons: 7
Coding region: 1-807 (268 amino acids)
Source: RefSeq, a predicted model, not a curated record
AUGAAGACUUCUGCGAUCCUUAUUAGUGUUGGCGCCGCCAUGGUUGCAGCCCAGGAUAUUACCUAUCCUUCAGGAUUUCCUGAUUGUGGUAAAACCUGUAUCAACAACAUGUUGAACCAGGCUUCCGACCUCGGUUGCACCAACGUCGCACCCUCGUGCCUCUGCGCCAAACCGAACUUCAUAUACGGAGUUAGAGACUGCGCUACGGAGUCGUGCCAGGACCAAUCCCUCGCACAGCAAGUCAUCCAGUAUGGUAGUCAAUACUGUGCUAGUGUCGGUGUUGACGUAUCUGGUAUUCCCACUGCUACUGGAACCAAUCCCACUGCUUCUACCACCGUUGUGGCAACCGCUUCUCCUACCAACAACCCAAUAGUUGGAUCCCAAGGAUCAAACAGCAAUGGUGCCACCGGAUCUGUCCCUAUUUCGACCGCAACCUUCGAGACUUCCUUCACCGCUAGCGGAAGUGCUGUCGAAUCUACUGUCACCAGUACCAUCUUCUCAGGGGAAGCUUCUUCUUCAGGUACAGCUGUCUCUGGAUCCGAGUCUGCAUCUGAGUCUGGAUCCAGUACCGCAAGCGUGAUUGCGUCGACCAUCACAACAAAUGGUUCAACCUUGACGACUACUGCUAGUAGCACAGAAGCCGCAAGCAGCCAGGCCUCCGAGAGUGGUAGCAGCGAAUCUCGUACCGGUUCGGCCAGCGAGUCGGCUUCGUCCACAUCGAACCCUGCGGCUCAGCGCACCGCAGCACCUGCCGGCUUCAUUGCCGCUGCCGGCUUGGCUGCACUGAUGCUAGAUACCCACCCCUGA